Messenger RNA from Schizosaccharomyces octosporus yFS286, 5105 nucleotides. Its product is annotated as BTB/POZ domain-containing protein Btb1. The transcript has a single exon. The record is from RefSeq and is a predicted model, not a curated record. Bases 114 to 4142 code for a protein of 1342 amino acids. Lineage: Eukaryota; Fungi; Ascomycota; Schizosaccharomycetes; Schizosaccharomycetales; Schizosaccharomycetaceae. Gene Ontology annotation, molecular function: protein binding.
AGUAAUAAAGCAUUUAGUGGCAAGUUGAAAUUGAGCAUUUAUACCUUGUAAAAUAUAUUAUAGAUGAAUACUGAAUUGCUUCCGUGUAAUUACAACCAAAGUUCGUUAAUUCAAUGAGUCAUUUGCUUUUUGCUUACUACUUUUGCAACGACAUACGGUCUUUUCAAACGUUAUUGAGACAAGAUGAUUAUAAAUCACGAGAAACAAAGAAGGGUUUGUCGGAAAAUGGUUCAUCAAAGUUAGACGUAAAUACUAAAGAUCGUUACGGACGCACUAUUCUUCAUAUAGCCGCAUUCGAGAAGAAAAACAAUUUUGUUCGAUCCUUACUACAGCAUAAAGGUUUAGACGUGCUCAUUCAAGAUGAAGAAUCCGGCUAUACUGCUUUACAUCGUGCCGUUUAUGUAGGAAAUCUUGAAGCUGCUUCCUUAUUACUCUCUAAGGAUCCUUAUAAUCUUUUAAAAGUAAAAGAUCAUGAAGGGCUGUCUCCUUUUCAGUUAUUGUAUAGAAUAUAUUCGGGCGCUCAUCCUCAGAAUAGCUUUCCAGUUCUUGGAAACGAGCUUUACAGUCUGGGGGACAAUGAAAAUAGUAUUCUUGGGUUUACGGUUUCAGGAAAACAAGAUAUGGCUAAGAGAGUAUUUCUGUACCGUAGGCAGAUGUCCGAUUCAACAUCCGGUCAACUGUUUCAUCCGGACAGAAUCGUUGAUAUUCAGUCCUCGAAAUUUCAUACCUUAGUUGUCACGGAUGAAGCAAGUCCAAAUGUGUAUUCCUGCGGCAUUGGGGCUGGUGGUAGACUCGGAUUUAGGAAAGACGCCCAGUAUACUUUUAUUCCCGUCUCAGACUUACCGUAUAAAGUGGUACAGAUUUCUGUAAGUCAAAAUCAUUCUCUUGCUUUGACAGAUAUUGGAAAUGUGUAUGCUUGGGGAUUGAAUACGUAUUUCGCUUUAGGAUUUAAUGUGGAUAGUUCAAAGAAAGAAGAUUUUAUUCAAGUUUCCCCAAAGCGGAUCUCCGCGUUUAAGGACUUGAACAUUAUUGGUAUUGUUGCAGGUGACACUUAUAGUGCUGCCUGGACGUCCUCUGAUUUAUAUACUUGGGGCCAGAAUGAAGGACAGCUUGGCCAUCCGGACGAUUCUUUUAUAAUAUCUACUCCCCGUCGAGUAGCCGGUAUAUCGUCCCCUGUUGUUAAGGCGACUUGCAAUUCACAUAGUCUUGUACUUUUAUUGGAAAAUAAUACCGUAUUAAUUCUUUCAAACUAUACGCAAAUGAAGGUGCCCUCGGCUAUAGAUUUAGAAAGUUCCCUCACGUUUACUAAGCACCCUUUAUCUCUUUUGCGAUUUAAUGUCAGAAAAGUCGAAGCUUGCGAGGAUAAUUUGGCAAUACUUACUGAACAGGGAGAGGUUUUUGUUGUUGAUUUAAUACCUUUAAGAUCUGCUAAAGAGCAAAAGCAAGCUUCCUUAUCUACAAAGCCUAGUAACAAAGGUGCUCUUAAAAUAACUUCAUUUUGGUCAGUAUUGUCACCAGAGAAUGCAGCAAAUGAUGUUGCUUGGGCUGACAAUAAUAGUCUUUUGUUAUGUCUAAAAAACGGCACAUGUUGGAUUCGACAAAUUCGUUCCAAAAAACGUGAAAAGGCAUCUUUGAAACAAAGUACUAAAGGAAUUUAUAAAUAUUCUUGUAUUGAAAAUGUACAAAUGAUAACUAAUGUUCGAACGAACGGUUUUGGAGGAAUUUUCACAAUUAGAAAUGAUUAUCGUCCUUCUACUAUUCCUUUUACCGUUCCAGAGUUGAAUGAUGUAUUCAGUUCCCUUCUUCCAUACGGAAGUAUCUUACAUAAAAGGACUCCCACUCUCAAACCAGCAGAAGACGAAGACAGCCCACCUUAUUAUGAUGACGACCGUGAUCCCACGGAGGAUGAGAUGCAGACUCUUUUUUAUAAUCCUGGAAUAAUAAUCAGCUGUUAUAGCAACUAUAAGAGUUCUUCGGCUGAUAUUUGUCUUCAAUGCGUUGAUAAAACUUUCUGGUGCCAUAAAUUCCUUUUGUCGGCCCGUUCUUCUGUUCUACGACAAAUAUUGUGUACUAGUAGAAACGUGAAGAAAGCAUGCCUACAAUAUCGAAUAGACGAGAAGGAGAAGCCUACUUUAGUAUUUACGGAUGUAUCUGCUAUGAGCGUCGCUGUGCUUCUGCAUUAUCUUUAUUCAGAUUCUCUUCUUCAACCUUGGAAGUGUGAUUCAAGGUUUAUGAAUAUAAAAGAAGAAUUACUAAAACUUAGCAGGAUUUUAGAUUUACCACACUUACAUGAAGUUUUACCUUUCACAACUCCUCGUCAACCUGUAAUGUCAUUAGCUAAAGAUGUGAACUCUCUCUUUUUGAACAAGACUGCAUUUAAUGAUUCAUGCGAUACGAUUAUUAAAUUAGAGGAUGGAGAAAUAAAGGCGAAUAGUUUAUUAUUAAGAAUUCACAGUGAUUACUUCGAUUCAUUUUUCACAUUUUUAGAAGGACAAUCGCCGUCCAAGGCUGAGCAGUACAUAGUGAACUUACCUGAUAAGAGCCUAUUCCAGUUUCAGCUCAUUCUUCGUCAUAUAUAUGGAAAUGGUAACUUGGAAAUUUUCGAUGAUAUGAAGGACUAUGAUUUCUAUAGUUGGCUGGAGACGAUGACAGUCAUGCUAAGUAUAUCUGAUGAACUUUUAUUUUCUCGACUGAAGGAAAUUUGUGAGCAAUCUUUGCUUCGGUUCUUGAAUUUGAAAACUCUGAAUGAUAUGUUUGAAUUGUCUUCUUGUUAUCACGCAUAUUCACUUUAUAAUCGAUGUGUUGAUUAUGCGUGUCAUAACAUAGGUUAUUUUUUGGAAAAAAAUCGAUUGAAUGAAUGGGAAACUAAACAUCUUAGCAAUGUUUCAAAGUCUUUAGAGGUGGCUUUACAAGAGCAAAGACUUCAUACUCAAACGAGUAAAGUUUUAAAUAAGCUAUUAUUUAGGAAUCCAAAAUAUUUAGAAGAAAAAGCAUACGAUUUAAAAGUACUGCGAGAGUUUCUGUUUUCGGGUGAAUCAACCGAGUUUUGGAGUAACUCUCCAUAUCGGAUAAACAAGGAGAAUGAUGUGGCUGCUUCACAAACCGGACCUCCAAAAGUUCCUAAUGAAUUGCCGGAACAAACAGUACAACAACCGUUUAGAACUACUGAAGCUGAACCGAAACAAGAUAAGACAAAUCAGUUUGCAAAUAAGGAAACUUCAGAGUUAAUAGGACAAUCACCAGGAUUGUUGUCCUCGAAUAAUGAAGGGUUCACGUCACAACGGACACCUAUAUCUGAAAAGACUAACGGGGAACUGAAUAUUAGUGGAGAGCGUAACAAAAACUUUUCGAUUAAUGAAAGAAAAGGUCCCUGGAACAGUACACGAAACGUCUUUGAAAAUACAAAAAAAGCUCCUAAUCGUGCGAAUCUGAGAGAACUACUUCAAGAAGCUAACGAUGUGGGCCAACCUACGCCAUCAAAUACUGAGUUUCGUGGUAUGAAAGGUGUGGUAAAAAAGUCACAAAAAGAGAAGAAAAAGGAGAUGUCUAAGCAACAACAGCCAUUUCGCAAGGGUGGUGUGAACGGAUUUAAUCCUGAACCCGUUGAAACAUCAGCGAACCCUUGGUCAAUGAAAAAAUCAUCGGCGCCUACAUCUAAAAAACCUUUCAAUGGAAUCCUUCGAGAAGUAGCAAGUAAUGAAGCACCUUCUCAAGUUUUUUACCAGGAACCUAAAAGACGUAUAUCGAGUGGAUCUCCGUCUAGUUGGAAUACAUCAGGAAAACCUUCUAGUCAGUCUUCAUCAUUGCCGAAGGGUGGAACGCAACCGAAUUCGUUAAUGGCGAUUAUGUAUGAGCAACAAGAGGAAAUUGAGGAGCGAAAAAAACGUCUAGCAAACAGGAAGUCAAUAGAGGAGAUACAACAGGAGGAAGAAUUUCAAAAAUGGUGGGAGGAAGAAAGUCGUAAAGUCCAGAAGGGACUAGGAAUCAUCAAACCAGAAGAGGAGUCGAAUGACCCUUCUCGCAGAAGAAGGCCAAAGAAGAACGACAAAAAGAAUGCGACUUCAGCAAAUAAACCAAAGUCCCAACCUAUAGAUAUUCCUCCAGCAAAUAUGAAAAAGGGUAAAAGCCGAGUAUAUCGUUGAAUUCAUUUGUAUAUUAUAUAAAAAAAGGAAUUUUUAUAAACCGACCUACGUGAUGGAUGAACUUACUUUAUUUAUUUUUGUGCUGUAUAUUCCGGCGUUUUACUUAAUGGAUAUAGAAUGAAAUGUACUUAAUAAGCUAUCAAGUAAUAUCGACAAUAAUUCAAAGCUUCUUUUUUCUGCACAUUACUUGCUUCUCGAAAAAUCGGGCAUAGUAUUUUCUAAAAUAAAAAAUUUAGAGUGGAUAUUCAUUACCACAUUGUCGGAAGCAUCUUUGAAAAAAAUAAAAAAAAUAUAGAGGGGGUGGACAAUUUAAGCAAUUAAACAUUUGACGUAAAAAGGUACUUAGGAACUUCAAGAACAAGUCGAGAAGACGUAAGUAUAUAUGAAGUGUUUAUCUUUCAACCAUUAAGGAUGAACUUAAACAAAGGCAAGGUAGCCGGAAGUCAACACAGAAAGGAUGAGGGCAGCAUAACCAGUACGAUAGACACCCUUAAGAGUCAAUUCUUUGGUGGUAUCCCAAACCAAGUGACGAAGACCGUUGAAAAUGUGGAAAGUUAGGGGAUAGGAGAUGGCGAAUUUGGCAGGAACCUUUAUCCAAGCAGGAACUUGUUGAACAAGACUAGAAAUAGUCUCGGUAUCAAGAGAGUAACCAGCCAAAGGAGCAACUAAGUAGCCAGUAGCAAAAAGAUAAAGAGUACCAGCCAAAACAACGCCAGUGACACGGUGAAGACUGGAUAAGUACCAUGUAAGUUGAGGCUCAUAAAUGCUCAAAUGGGGAGAAUUGGGACGGCGAAGACGCUGAUCAGCAAGACGGGAACGGCCUUCCAUGUCGGUCAUGUGUUCGGUAACAACGGAGCGUUUCCAUACAUUUCUUAAUAAAGAAGAGGAAGCCAAGGAGUUAGAAGGACGUAACAAUUGAGAGGUAGAGCGGAAAAAACCAGGGGAGAGAGAAUGAAAUGUACG